Molecule: messenger RNA, 11050 nt
Organism: Armigeres subalbatus
Lineage: Eukaryota; Metazoa; Arthropoda; Insecta; Diptera; Culicidae
Gene: upSET
Product: microtubule-associated protein futsch
Exons: 7
Coding region: 758-10291 (3177 amino acids)
Biological process (GO): regulation of DNA-templated transcription
Cellular component (GO): Rpd3L-Expanded complex; Set3 complex
Source: RefSeq, a predicted model, not a curated record
GUGAUGAUGAAAUUGUCAAUUACGCAACAAAAACAAGUCGGAUUCACAGACUGAAAUUCUGAGUUUGAGUUUUUGUUGAGCUUACUGUUUUCGUGGCAGUAGUCCAUGACAAUUUGAAUGGCCGCAAAUCAAUCGCAGCAGUCGGACGGAGAAGAGCAAGUGAGAUUAGAGAAAGGAAAACACUAAUCGAGAUACCACAGCUUUGGAAGAGUUUCACGAAGGCAGACAUUUUCUAUUCGCACGGGAGCCAUCAAUCAAUGGUGCAUGAGCAAAGCAAAAUCAAAGGCAAAAAAUUGCGAGUCUAAUUGCCGUUAUCGAAUUCUUCCCUCCGAGCUUCGCCUCUUUCUAGCUCUGGCUGUUGCAAAUCCACUGUACUUUGGUGCCUCCUUUGAUUUUCAGGUCCCCCUGAUAUGAACUACUUUGUCAUGGCCGUCCUGCCGAUCCCAGCUUGGAAUAUUGAAGGCCAUCCCAACAUUCACAGCAUAGGUGAUCCACCGUCUUCGAGCACAGCAGAAAUCCAAAAUCCAGUGUCAGUUUCGGUGUUAUUAGACUUUGCCCUUGGUGGCGUCGUGUAGAUCAACUGUGAAAUAGAUAGCAGCAUCCGUUCAGUGGACCGCGCAUAAGCGGUCAAUAGAGUGUUUAAUAGUGCAGGCAGUCUAGCGGAUCAAGAUCCUAGAGGGAGAAGAGUUUAAUACUAGAGGUGUUUACGUUUUAUCUGAACAUUUGAUGUGCAAGUGAUCCGUAAUCGUGAAGGAAGAUGUCCGCUACGUCGUCUAUUAGUACGACACAAUCGUCCAGCAAUAGCGGCAACAGCGGUAAUACAAACAACAGCAAUUCUAGCAACGUCCUUUCAUCUCCAUCGAACAUCGUCAUCCUGGAUAAUCAAAUCCUCGACAGUAACGACGUUGUGGCGGCCGCAGGUCUUCAACAGCUGUCUGGCGCAGGACCCGGCAGUUUAAAACUGACGACCAGGGAGUGUGCCGUGCAGUAUUCGAAUUUAAUCAGUAACUACUCAGCAAGUAGCAAUACCCAUAGUAAUGCAACCAUCAUAGCAAACAAUAACAGUUCUCAAAUGAAUACCGUAAAUAUAAUACCGGGGGAUGCCACUCAGACCAGCUCACGAGUGCAAGUAUUGAGUAAUGUACAGUUGGUGUCCUCGAAGAAUGCCACUCAGCCGUCUACGUUCAGUUACGUAGACGCUAGUGGUAAGAAUUUUAACGUCCUUACAUCGAGUGGCAAGAUUGGUCCUAACAAGCUGAUAAGCGUACCAAUAACUAAGGUGAAAACAUUUAACAACAUCGCACAGCAGCCACAACUGUCAUCGCAGCAAAAUCCAAUUGUGUCAUCCCACUUACCGCAUCAGCACCAACCAGUUCUACAAACACAAGUUGGAAACGUACAGAAGGUGACUGUCCCGCGUAACAUUCAACUGGUGACACGAAUACCGAAUCCUCCAACGAUUUCGGUUAGCAAUGGACGAGUCUCACAGAUUACUCCCACUUUAUCGUCAACUACCCAACAACAACCACCAACUCAGCAAUUUACCAUUCAGCAGUAUGCGGAUACCAGCGCUAAUAUGCCUCCCAGUUUGGAGAUUCGGUCGUCGGUUUCCGGUCCGAUCAUCAACGCCGCCAACCCCGGCAAUGUUGGCAAAGUUGCGUCCAACAAAAGCAAAAAUAUAGCAUCAUUGAAGAUGAUGCCAAACUCCCAAAUGAACCAACCAAGUACAACAAUGCCGACCAAAACGGUUGGCAAAAGCAUGAGUGUUAAUUUGAAAAGCGUACGGAACAAUUCUAAAUCCAGUGCAUCCGGAAUCAAUUCGCAAUAUUAUAUUAAAAAUUCAUCUAACGGAACCCUACAGCAACAACCGGGAACCACCACAUCUAUUUAUACAACCUCUCCAGCUCAAGCCGUGUAUCAUAAUCCGACGCCUCAUCCACCACAGCAACCUAUCCAAAUCCCAGUCAGCACCACCACCAUUACCGGGAAAGGUAGAAGCGUGUACAAAACAUCAAAAAACCAGUUGAUCCAGAUUCAACAGCAGCAGCAGCCCCCUCAUCAGUCUCCCCAGAGAUCGAUAACUCCCUCGUCCAGUCCGGUCAGCGGAAGCAUUCCACCAAAUACGAACUACGGCAGUAUUGUCUCGUCGUCGAUGGUUCCAGGUAACCGUUAUCAGAACUUCAAUUCGUAUCCAAUCCCAGCUUCUCAGUCCCAGUCCAGUAGCACAACGUCCGUCAGCAACAACUAUAAACCGUUUAAUCAUCUCUACGCAGGUGCUACAUCGUCGUCUUCAGUGACGUUCGAGUCAUCUGGAUCUCCGUCGGUGACCAUGGCGAGUAGUGGAAGCGGUAGCCACCAUGAGCAUCCAAUUCCAUCGGUCACCGUCACCGGUUAUAGCAGUUCUACCGGAAAGAACAAGAAGUAUGCUUCCGCCUUUCAAAACGAAAGCAAUAGUCCCGGGUUUGUGUUGUCGCCUGUAAAAAUGAAGGGUACAGGUCGCGGUCGGAAUAACAGCAUGUCCAACUACCAGCCGACCGAAGCCGCUACUCCGUACCAGCGGUAUUCAACUUCUCCAUCUCGACCGCUGCAACAGUUCCAAGCAGCAUCACCCGUUGGUAACUCUGGACCUGGACAAAGUCAUCUGCAUCAACAUGCUUCAACCAGUGGAAGAGAAGACCAAGCUUUCCUUAACGGUCAGCAAAUGACCGACGAAUCGUCUGCACGUAUUCUACAGAGCCUAUCACAACGAGCGCCCGAGCCGAACAAAUAUGGCAGCAGUUACAAACAACAGCAGUUUACGUUCUACGGUUCGGAUAAUGUUCCCCAGUCUCCUACGCCGAAUUUGUCUGCACCACCCAGCGCCAGCAAUGCGAAUACAACAGGAGUCGUCUACGAUCCCAGUGAUUCCAGGUUCUACGAAGAUAAACCCGAUGGCAGGCGGACAAGCUCAUCGGAGGUCAUCACCUACGCAGACAAUAUUCCUCUACUAGAAGGUUAUCCUGCAAAGUAUGAUGCCUAUAACCAUCCUGAUGACAACAUUAUCGAAGAAGUGAGACCCGCUCCGGUAGAUGUCUCCAACGGCCGGUUUUACAUCUUGCAGGCAGUUCUCCAGGAUCAUACUUAUUUCGCUCCGUCACCAGAGCCGAAGGUACCGGAGGCGCAAUCACAACCAGCAGCGGUGACAACACUCCCGCAGCAAAUCCAACCAGUGGUUGCUUCUGUGUCGCAUCACCCACCUCCUUUGCAUCACCACCUACAAGUGCAACCUUCCUCUCAACAACAGCAAUAUUUGCAGCAAUCUCAUUCACCGCAACCACUACAACAGCAUUCAAUUUAUAAGCACCACUCCGUCUUAUCUGCACCAAUUGCUUCGGUUGCUCCUACUGUGACAACUCCCUCGUCAGCUCCAAUCAAUGCUACAAUGUCCUCGUCUGCAGUAGCGGUUCCGUUAACCCAAAUGAGUUUGAACACUCUAACCGCCAUCACAGUUGGUUCUAGUUCUCCGGUAUGUCCAUCGAUCGUCACCACUACCACCCCAGCGGUUGCCAACCAGCAGCUGCAGUCGCAGUCGGUGAUAUCAAACAGCACUCUGGAUUACAUCUACCAGCGGCAAGCUCCCCAGGAUGACGAUGCAAACUCUGUCAUUAGUACGGGUUCGCGGAAUUAUAACAACAUGGACAUCGAUUUGGGCGAGGAAACCGAAACGGCUCCGGAGGGCGAAGGCGAGGACGACUCCGUAACACGGUGCAUUUGUGAUUUAACCCAUGAUGAUGGCUACAUGAUUUGCUGUGAUAAAUGCUCCAUUCCUCUCGUCCCUAACAGCGCCUGGCAGCACGUAGACUGCAUGGGCAUCGAUCGGGCUAACAUUCCGGACGAGUACAACUGUGAGGUGUGCCAGCCAAGGCCUGUAGACCGGGAUCGCGCCCGGACGCUGCAGUUGGAAAAGCGGAAGGAACAAUCUCUACUCCUGGCGAACAACAAUCUCCAAACACCGCUGGGCGAUGCAUCCGUAUCCAGUACGAAUCUGAUGGGUAUCGCCGGUUCAGGGUCAACCUUGGGCAUUGUAAACAGUGCUAAAGGUGCCAACCAGUACACCACUGGUAAAGCUUUGGCCGGUACGAAGAAAAGCAAGACCACGAGUGGCUCGAAAAAGAAAACAGGAGAAAGUGCUGCUGCAAAGAAGGCAGCCAAGAAGGCUUUGGAUGCUCUGAAUCGAGUCAACGGGAAAAGGAAAGAGUUGAAGAAACCGUCGAAGAAGAAAGUCAAGACGACUGAACAAAACGCAGAAAAGAUGUCCAACAUGAUCCGGACGUGGAUUGACAAUUACGAGCGCGCCGUAACGAACCAUUAUUCGCCAGAACUGCGCGCUCGAUUGACGGCUUUCGGCAAAAUGCAAUCUCAGAAUCCUUUGCUGAAUUCGGAUCGCUUGAUUACGCCAGGGUCGGUAACGAAUUUAUCGCAAAAAUGUACCACUGUUCCUCAUGCUGGCGGGAAAAUUUUGAUCAGCAUUGAAGAAAUUCCUCCAAAGACUCCAAUUAUCGAAAUACGAGGGAAGUACAUGCUCUCUUCUCAGCACAAACAGCUCCAAUCGUUAUUCAACAUGGCAGCGAAUGGAAAGCUGAGCAACAACAAAAAUGCUGGUCCGUUUUUGUUCCUCUACCAGGUGACGCAAGGUGGAAUGGAGCUUUGUGUCGACACUCGAACGUACGGAAAUGAUGCUCGAUUUGUUCGACGAUCCUGCAGGCCUAAUGCCGAAAUUCUCCACAAUGUCGAGAAAGGGGUGGUGCACCUGUAUGUUGUUUCAACGGCAAACAUCAAAUCCAAUACCGAAAUUACUAUAAAGCAUGAUGAGCAGCUGAUUCAGAGGGUAGGUGGGGUCGUCAUAUUGACCCAUACCACCGUGACGAAGCUGUGCGCCUGCGGUCUGAUCAAGGAUUGUCAAUAUUCAGCACAAUUGAGUGAUGGGUUGCUUCCUGCGACCAACACUAUUGGACCUAAUGUAGCUGCGAUUUGUGGAAGCUUGCCGAAUGUUCCAGGAGUUGUCAGUAGUUCGACGCCGGUUCCUAAAGUGACUAAAAGUAAGAAAAACAACGGUGCUCUAGGAGAUGGCGAGAAGAAGCCCGCCAAAAAGCGAAAUAGUAGAUCCACCAGCUCAAACGCUGAAACUCGUCUUCGGUCAAUAUCGUCCAGUGGAGACAGCACCAGUGAAUUGAUGAUGUAUGUCCAGCAACAAUCACAAUCACUGCAACAGUCUCCUCUGCCGCAACAACAGCCUCCUUUAUCCCCAAUACAACCGGUGCAGCAAUUCCAGCCAACUCCAUCGCAACUGGUGCAUCAACAAUUACAACAAACUGCAAUGCAUUUCAUGCAACAACAACAUCAACAACAGUCUCAAACUGGUUUGAUGCAGCCAACGCAGCCAGUUUAUAUGUAUAGUCCACCUUCAACACUACAAUCCCAACCUCCGGCGCUGGCACCACCAUCAGUGCAGUUACAACCACCGGUCAUACAUUCACAAACACCGCCACGCCCUCCCAUGAGUCCAGUAAUGAAUGUUACUCAACAUAGGGUAGGAUUCUAUGCUGAGAUUAAGUCACCCAUUAAUUCACCACCUCCAUUCAAUAUGAGUGGACCACCGCCGUUGGUGAUUCCAUCAAUGCCAUCACCAGUUAAGACCUCGUCGCAACAACCUCCUCCGUUACAACCCAUGUCGGAUGUUUCUCAUCCUUUGGGAGUGUCGAGGAAUGUUCCUGCCUUGGCCAUUUCCAAUCAUUCCCAUCCGCCGUUGCAAGACCAGGCACGAAUGGAUUCUAUUCAGCAACAGCAUCAAAUCAUGGAAGAUAUAAUCAAGAUCAAAAUCAAAUCGCCAAAAGCCAGUCCAAUAAAGCAAGACUAUUCUCCGGUACCAUCAGUCUCACCGACAAAGGUGGCACCAACUUGCAUGUUGUCUCCGCCCCCACCACCACCAAUUCCAGUCGCUCAGAGACCACGCUGUGCGGAGAGUCUGAAACAAGAGCUUUUCCAAUCGCAUUAUCAAGCGCCAGUUCGGCCUCCAUCACCGGCGCCUAUGAUAGUUUCAUCUCCGGUGAAAGUUGAAUAUCCUUCGCUUUUGGAAUUGAAACAGGAGCCUGUACCUGUCAACAAUGAACCACAACCUCUGGUUGUAGAUGAAAAACCACCGUUGCUGGUAGAGAUUAAAGAAGAGCAAGAUAUCAAAUCGGAAGUUGUCCCUGACACAGAACCACCGGAGGUGGAAGAAAAAUUAUUGCCUGACGUCAAAAUCGAAGCAGAGCCCUCUCCUAUGUUGGAAUCUACAGUGAAAGAAGAACAAAUUGCCGAAUCUCCGAGCGAAAUAGAUAGCAAAGAAGGAAUAGAACCUGCGAGUUAUUGUGACAGUGCUAACAGUUCCCCAGUAAAGUCAUCUCAGCUAUUGCUUCAAACUCCCGGCGGCAAUGCAAGCGGUGUGAAUAGUGCGCACAGUUCCCCACAAUCCACAUCGUCGCCGCAUCUUCCUCACAGUGGAAGUGGCGGCAGCAGCAGCAAAAAGAAAAGCAACCCCUUCAAAGAUUCCACUGCUACAGAGAAGAAGGAAAAGCCACCAUCGAGGAAAUUGACACGAGAAGAACGUAAAAUGGAGGCCAUCGUCAAGGCGUUUGAGAAAAUGGAGCAAUCUCAACAGCGGAAACAAGAGCUGAAGGAACAACGCAAAGAAGGAAAGCGACGAAGUGUUUCCUCGUCUACGCCAGAUGAGAGUAUUCCUUCAGGUGGAAGUAGCGCCACCAAAAAGAAGUGCUUGAGUUCUCAAAAACGGAAGAAAAAGAAAAGUAAAUCCUUGAGCCAACACUUCGGAUCUCCGAAUCAGAGUCGCAAGAAGAAAGUGUCAAAGUCGGCAAAGAAGAGCAAAAAUGCAAGAGUAUUGGCAUUGGAUAAGGGAACUUCUAAGCAACCAUACGAAAGUAAGGAAGCCGAGUUGCUGCUAACGUUCUCACAAUCGGGCGAACCCUCAACGCAAACCUAUUUUGGAGAUGACGUAAAACCUCUGGCGGACGUUGCGCCUGCUAGUAACAGCGAAUCAGUGCCAUCGGCGGCAGCAAGUUUGCCGUUGCUAAGCUCCGCCUGUAUGUUGAUAGAAGCAGCCGUAGGGCCAUUGGAGCAAGUGCCUAGCACCAGUGCAUCAACGAUAGAUCAGGACUUUAAGUUCCCACAGAAAGCAAAGACCAAGAAGAGCAUGAGUCGCGAGUGGUUGAGUGGUCAAGCAGUGGAUGCAUAUCGCAGAAACACACCGGAUCAGGACUCGGGGUAUAUGAGUGAAGACAAAUCACAUGAAUAUCGUAGGACACCAUUCGAGGAUACUGGUCUGACGCCGUUAGGUGUGGAUGUGAGCGACCCAAAUAUAGGCAUAGUGGCGAAAAAAGUUGAGGAAUUCAUUGCGCAAAACUCGCCUCAACCGGAAGAAGUAACAACUGUUUUUAAAUGGGAUGAAAAAGUCAGCGCAAGUUCCACUUCAGUUAGCAAUUCCCAGGAACAAGCUCAUACUCCGACAAGUGCUGGAAACGUAUCGGAAAGUGCUGCUGCCAAGAAGCGUUGGCUGCGACAGGCCAUUUCCGAAGAGACGGACGAAUUAACGCAAGCUUCCUCAUCUCCUCCGCCAAAUGGUUUUACCACGCCACUAAAGAAACGACGUGUUAUUCGACAAUCUGACGAAGUAAUCCAAUCUCAACCUCAACAGCAACCUACCCUGAUAUCGGCCCAAAAGAUUGACUUUGCAGAUCUGCCUGCAACACAACAUCAACAACAACCACUGGUGAUCAAUUCUCAACAAAGCUUUGCGGACAGUGGUCUACAGUGGCCAAAUUCCGGCCCUCCUCCGCUGUCGUAUCCCUUUGGUGUGUCUGAAAGUAAACAAGCAAUGGACCUGUCCAGGACAGCAGUUCCUCCAAUACGGUUACAACAACAAAGGAUACAACCUUAUAAAAUAGUCCCCAUCGCACAGGCGUUAACCCCAUUACACUUCAGCGAUCCUGGGCCGCUGCCAACGCCACCGGCAGUUACGGUGCCGAUUCCGCCAGUACAAGCUCACCAUCACCUUAUUCCAGUAGAAUCUCGAGAAAUCUUAAGGCAAACUACUCUUCCACCUCCACCACUUGUGACCCAACAACCACCGCUGAUCACCUCAUACGAAAAAGUCCCCCCACCACCAGCGUCAGCUGUUGCUGCAAUGGUUCCGGCUUCGCUUCUUCCUCCGGAAGUACCUUUCGUUACCUCUGCAGAGCUGCAACAACAAGCUCGCAUCGACAUCAGCUAUCCGAGCCCCGCGCAACCAACGGGUAUUACUCGUAGCAAAGGUAGCCAGAAGUACAUUGGCAGUCCUGCCAAAUUCCAACCUUCUUCGCCAUGCGAAUCGCUCAGUUCCAGCGUGGCAGAAACACCGGAAAAGAACUCGGUAGCCGGCAGUAACAGUAGUGGCAGUUUGGGAAACUCUGAUGUCGAUGACGAUGCUCAUGAAGAACUUGCCGUGAAACCAGAAGUAGAACAGACAUCUGCUUCAAAAGAGAAAGAGGAGUGCUCGAAAACUAAAACGAGUGAAGAAUCUGAUAAUGGAAGUUUAUCAGUAACUGAAAGUUCAACUACAUUAACUAGCAGUACGAGUUCUACCGAUAUGAAUGCUUCUGAAUCGUCCUUACAGAAAGAUGUAACAGUGCAACAGGAACAAGUGACAGUUCAGGAACUUGCACACGAAGAAGCCGAAGUAGAACAGAUGGAUAUAAGUGAAACAGUGAUGGAUUCAACGAUAGAAGCGCUUGUACCACAAACCGAAGAAGCAGCUGAUGAGCGGGAGGAUAUCAAACCCGCGGUAACAACAAAAAAGAUUGAAAGCGAAGUACCCAGCCUGAAGAUAAUGGCGAAUAGUAAGGCCUUAAAUGGACGAGAGAAACGUGUACCGGCUGUUCCUGAAGUGGAUCGUGAGAAGAAUGAGCUUGAGGACCUACAGAAAGCUAUAGCCUCUUUUCAUUCGCAAAACAUCAUGAAUCUGAUCUCUCGGAACAAGAAGUCUAAGAAAGUCGUCACCCGUGAGAACAGUGUUGAUGGUAAGACUGGAUUGUCCAAGAAAACUACCAGAAGUAGAUCGAACGCAUCAAGCAAGGAGGGAAGUGUUACACCGACAGCUCCGCCAUCCCCCUUGGACGAUGAGCAAGAAGUACCAGAUGUUGUCGAAUCGGUUCUGGUUGGCGCUUCAGAAGAAUCAGCAAUCGUUUCAGAACCAGAACCUGUACCUGCACCCGUACCUGCGCCCGUGCCUGCACCAACGCCAGUUCCAUCUCCAAUGGAGGAACCGUCAUUAUCUACUCUUGGUCGAUCCUACUCACAUCCAUCCUGGCAUACGACGGACACUUUCCGAGAGUCCACCGCGGAUGUGCGCAACAGUUAUUCGACACUCCGACCGGAUAUUCCCCAGAUCAAUUACAACUCGCCCAGUACAUACCAAUCAAAGGCAGCUCGCGAACUCUUGUCAUCCCUGUCGUCUGGAUCUGAACCACUGUCCAGCUUCUCUAGUUACCGCUCCAGCACAUCCUCAUUCUUGGACUAUCCCAAAUCGUCAAUAGUUGGGAGCACUGCGACAACGAGUAGUAGUGGUACCAACAGCACCACCUUUCAGUACAGAGCUUCCAGCGAAAUAAGCUCACUGAUUGAUAAAGGAUUCUCCAGCUCGCGACCAUCCAGCUUCUCAUCGCUUGGCCCAGAUCGAAGCACGGAUCGGGUGAGCAGUUCCUUCCUACUUUCGUCGACUAAAGUCACCGACAAUCUGUCGACACUGGGAUCGACGGGCAGUGCCUAUCCAAAGAUCUUCACCAAAACCGCCAGUUCGGAUCCGAGAUUGAAUCCUGCCCUGACUACACCUGAACCACCGGCGUCUGUUACUCCAAAGCGAAAACUAUCCAUCAACGAAUACCGCCAAAGGAAAAUGCAGUCCUGUAGCACUACCACCUCGUCCUCGGUUGCAGUGUCUUCGACGGUAGCUACCAGCACGACGAUGACCCCUGAAUCUGGUAGCAGUAGCUGUAGCAGCAGCAACAACAGCGAUGCCGGUGGUAGCAGCCAGAUAAGCAGUAGCCUCGGCAGUAAUGAUGUGAGUAGCUCCAUCAGCAAAGAACUGGAAUUGGAACUGGAACUCGGAGAGGAGAAAGCAUCAAAUGAGGAUGUCGAAUCGAAGGGAAGCUUGAAUGAGACGGUCAGCUCCAAGAUGACAACCGAACAGAGCGAACCUUGUCUAACGGAAGGAACAGUGUGAUUCGAAUGAUUUGACUAAUCAGUAAAAGAUGGAAACUAGCUUUAGUUGAAAGUGGCGUUUCUAUUGAACUAAUUCUGGCUCAAUAGACGACGCAGUUCAACGACAACUUUCAAAGGUUGAUCUACAAGUGCAUCACAUAUUGGCCCUAGUUCAGUCAAUGAAGAAAUUGAGCAUGACCUACCGCUGAUCACCACCAGCGCAGUAGAUAUCAACAAGGAAGAUGACAUGUAUAAAAAAAACUACAAACCACAAAGCAAUUAAAUGCAGUCUUGGACGGCACGCUGGUCACAAGGUGUACCAGCCCGGGAACGUAGCCAGCAGUUACGGAGUGAUAUAUGGAGAAGGUGUGGAAACAGAGAAACGCCUGGCGCGCAAAUAAGAAGAGAUCUUUUGUAUUGUUUUUUAUUAGCAAAGAACAGUUUGAAAGGAAUUAUAUACUUCUUGUGGAAGUAAAGAUGAUUCGUAGGAUAUAUUGUGAUGUUCUGAUGAAGCUCCUAGGUUUAGUGCCGUAAUUGUAAUAUUGUAAUUUAGGAUCAAGAGUAGUUUUCGAAUAGCAUUAGACGGAGGUCGCUCCCAGUUCGAAGCCAUUUUCUGUUUGAACGAUGAUGAUGAAGUCACAUAACAUUGCGAGCGCCGCAUCUAUGUAGAAUAAAAUACAUUGUAUAAACUGUAACAUUCGUUCAUAGCGCCCCUUUUCUGUUUGCCACAAACAAUUUUAUUGACAAUUUGAACGAAAUAAAUAUCAACUACUUGUGUAAA